GAUUCUUGUGCAUAUUAAAAUAGUGUUGUGACUGUUGUCUUUGAGUUUAGUAGCCAAACCGAGGACAAAGUCAACUUGCUCUUUAGUCCCAAAAACGCUCAUCAGAUUCAAGAUCAGUAGCAACAAUGGAGAAGCCAAAGUUCAAGACUGUCCAAGAGGUGGUUGCAGCCGGCGAAGGACUACCGGCUAGAUAUCUCCAAGCACCCACCGGCAACGACAAUGGUAUACCUCUUAACGCCUCGAUCCCGGAGAUGGAUAUUCCGGCGAUCGAUCUUAGUCUUCUCCUCUCUGCUUCUGAAGAUGGUCGAGAAGAGCUGAAUAAACUUCACUUGGCGCUCUCUACAUGGGGCGUUGUUCAGGUCAUGAAUCAUGGGAUUACAAAAGCGUUUCUUGACAAGAUUUACAAGCUAACCAAGGAGUUCUGUGCACUUCCGUCCGAAGAGAAACAGAAGUACGCGAGAGAGAUUGGUAGUAUCCAAGGAUAUGGAAACGACAUGAUUCUGUGGGAUGAUCAAGUUCUUGAUUGGAUCGACCGUUUGUAUAUUACUACUUACCCUGAAGAUCAGAUACAACUUAAGUUCUGGCCUCAAGUCCCAACCGGAUUCAGACAUGUGUGGAGAAAAUGCUACGAUGGAUACAUGUAUCCUCCAUGUCCGAGGCCGGACAAGGUUAUCGGUGUUAAACGGCAUGCUGAUAAGUCAGCUUUCACUCUUCUCUUGCCCGACAAAAAUGUAGAAGGGCUUCAGUUUCUCAAAGAUGGGAAGUGGUAUAAAGCUCCAAUUGUCUCUGCAGAUACAAUUCUGAUCAAUGUUGGAGAUCAGAUGGAGAUAAUGAGCAAUGGGAUAUACAAGAGCCCGGUUCAUAGAGUGGUGACUAACAGAGAAAAAGAAAGAAUAUCUGUUGCAACUUUUUUCAUUCCAGGUGCAGACAAAGAGAUUCUGCCUGUGGAUGGGCUUGUGUCUGAGGCAAGACCAAGAUUGUGUAAGCCAGUUAAAAACUAUGUGGAGCUCUUAAACAAUUACUAUCUACAGGGUUUAAGACCAAUAGCAGCUUCGUUGAUCUGAUCACACUUUUCAAGUCUCCAAUCUGGUUACACAAAUUUCAUGACUUGAUCCUUUAUAAGAAUAAAACUGUUCCUUUGUU
Arabidopsis arenosa is the source of this 1143-nucleotide messenger RNA. The record is from the annotation of a GenBank genome assembly. NCBI's taxonomy places the organism in Eukaryota, Viridiplantae, Streptophyta, Magnoliopsida, Brassicales, Brassicaceae.